AUGUGGAGCGGGCACGGUACCUUCGACGGGUACAGCACCGUGAGCACCUCGGGGUCCGCGGGCGGCUACACGCAGUCCCCGGGCGGCUUCGGCUCCCCCGCCGGCGGACCGGGGGAGAAGAAGCAGAGAAUCCGCUCCCAGAACAUCGUGCCCUGCACCGUGUCGCAGCUGCUGGCAGCCGAGCAGGUCGACGAGACCUUCCGGAUCCGCGACGUGGAGAUCUCCCAGGUCACCAUUAUGGGGAUAAUUCGGCACGCUGAGAAAGCACCGACAAACAUUCUCUACAAAGUGGACGACAUGACGGCAGCCCCGAUGGAUGUCAGGCAGUGGGUUGAUACUGAUGAGGCAGGUGGCGAGAAUGUUGUGGUACCUCCAGGAACUUACGUAAAAGUAGCUGGUCAUCUUCGGUCUUUCCAGAAUAAGAAAAGCUUGGUGGCAUUUAAGAUCAUGCCUCUGGAAAACAUGAAUGAGUUCACCACACACAUACUAGAGAUUGUCAACGCGCAUAUGAUCCUCAGAAAAAAUCUUAUGUCAGCAUCAAGAGUACCUCAGUCGUUUUCCUCCGCUGGGAUAGGUGACGUGGGGGGCUAUGGAGGAGGUGGCAGCCUGCCAGUGAACGGACUCACAGCGCAUCAGAGUCAGGUGCUGAACUUGAUUAAAAACUGCCCUGUCCCAGAAGGUAUGAGUCUUCAAGAGCUGAAACUUCAGCUCCACAAUAUGAGCAUGUCAACAAUCAAGCAAGCAGUUGAAUUCCUUAGCAGCGAGGGACACAUCUACUCCACUGUGGAUGAUGAUCACUAUAAGUCAACAGAUGCUGAGUGAAGUUACUUCCAGCUGGAUUUAGUUCUAAGCAAAUGCUUGUCCAUGUACCAAGUUAUCCUGCUGAGCUUUGCAACCUGGAAGGUGAUCUUUGCUCUUUCUAGCCUCUGAAAGUCCCAGUUACUCUGUGAGUGCCUCCUUGGAAUUCAAGGACAAGCAGAACGUGUAGGAUUCUGUUAACUGGACUGGAUUACAUGCUGUGGCCAUGUGACUGAAAGGAUAAACAGACAUGGGAAGACUGAACUCCUCAAAGCUUCAGAGCCUUCGGUUUGGUUUUGUCUCCUUAGAGGAUGCCUGCGUUAGAAAGAAGCUCUUUCUAAUCUUGUCCUGGGCAGAUUGUCUUUUAUUUCUAGAGCUGUUUCUCCUUACUGAGCUUUCAUUCCAUUUCAUUCACAAAGUGGGUAGCCAAGAGUAAUAUUCCACUAAUGUACAGUAAUCAUGAAUAGAUUUUUAAUUGCUUUAGUUUAUGCAUUUAAAUCUAUAUUUGUACUAUGAGGUGAUCUUGUUACUAGAGCUUUUGAAUGUUUCCAAUAAAAUUUUAACUUGGGUAGU
Messenger RNA from Gymnogyps californianus (California condor), 1371 nucleotides. RefSeq names its product replication protein A2 (gene RPA2). Gene Ontology annotation, molecular function: DNA binding. NCBI's taxonomy places the organism in Eukaryota, Metazoa, Chordata, Aves, Accipitriformes, Cathartidae. The record is from RefSeq and is a predicted model, not a curated record. Gene Ontology annotation, cellular component: chromosome, telomeric region; DNA replication factor A complex; nucleus. Gene Ontology annotation, biological process: double-strand break repair via homologous recombination; nucleotide-excision repair; DNA replication.